Molecule: messenger RNA, 2642 nt
Organism: Frieseomelitta varia
Lineage: Eukaryota; Metazoa; Arthropoda; Insecta; Hymenoptera; Apidae
Exons: 6
Coding region: 375-1238 (287 amino acids)
Source: RefSeq, a predicted model, not a curated record
ACGAUCGAAGAGGCGAAAAAGAGAGGGUGAAACGAGCGAGACGAGCGACGCCAAUGGCUGGAGGGACAAAGAUAAAAAGAACGUUAGGGGUCGAGGGAAAAGGGCAACAGAUGUCCUUCCGUAUGACGCAUGACUCGUUUGGCCCUUGGCGAGAUAGUACAGUUUGCGUCUCUCUACCCUGCGGAAGUAUCGUACGUCACGGAAACGAAGCUAACCCCAUCGUCAGAAGGAACGUUCCGUUAAAAGCCGGUUUUCCUAGGAUGUUUGGUCUGAAAAUCUCGAGGGAAAUAUGAACGAUUUGAUCAAUUUGCGUUGAAGCAAGAGAGAGAGAGAGAGAGAGAGAGAGAGAGAGAGAGAGAGAGAGAGAGAGAGAAAUGUGCGAAAUGGUAAAGGGCCAGCGCAGGACGUUUCGUGACCAGGACCCUCCACGAAUAUGCAAUGACAGUAACGAAAAUUUAAAAAGCGAGCUCGAGUUUUGUGAAUCGGCUCCGACCUUGCCGACGAUCCUUCAUAGAGCGUCCAGCAUCGAAAAGUGCAUCGGCGAAUCCAAGUACCAUGAGAAGGACAAACAAAACAAGAAAAGAGAAAAGGUAUGCUCGAUCAAACAGGAUAGUGCUUAUUCGGAUUCCGUUGAAGACUCGGCCGAUAAUGUCAGGAUAUCGAAUGAACAGAUAGACUCUCCAAAUCAGACAAACUCGGAGGACUUCAUCAAGGAACUUUCUGACAAAGUGCCUUCUAACAGCCAUCAUCACGACGAUGAGGUGAUCGGUAACGGACUGAGGACCGACGCGGGCAGCUGCGACGAUUUAACAAACGGAAAGAACAUGGCACCGGUGUUGGGUGUACCACCCCCUCCUCCACCUGCCCCUCACAUGGGACCAGACGGCUUAAUCUUGCCGAGGAAACCGUUCAACCCUUGCCUCAUCUCCAGCAAUCACAAGGACCUUCGCAGGGAAUUAUUAUUCAAUCAGAAAGUCGGCAGGAACGUGCUGAAUCAGAAGAGCGAGCUCCAACGGGCACUCGAGAAGCAGAGGGAGGCUGCCUCCAGGAGAGAGGCUGAAAGGAAUCGGGAAGAGAGUUAUAAAGACGAUCCGAGAACCGCUUUGCAAAGGGCCAUCGAGCAAAGGGCGAAGCAUAUCGAGAUGGCAUUGGAACAGUCGCAAACGACGACGGAGGCACCGAACAACCUUUUGGUGACAGCAAGAGCGAAGUUGAAACCGCGCACAGAUUCGCAAUGAAGUUACGUAAAAUGAGAGAGAGAGGGAGAGAGAGAGAGAUAGAGAAGGACGAAAAGAAACGCAAGGAGAGACGCAAAGAGAAAAGUCAAUCGUGAAACGUGACACGUGCAUUGUCGCACGGUCAACGAACAAAUUGCGUUGCACCGCUGGCUCUCGUCACAUUCUGUAUCUCGACCAUGUACAUAUAUGUUUAAUUCGAUGAGAAUUCGUUGAAAAUGAACUAGGAUGGCGAGGAUCGUCAUUAAAGUAGCGAAAUAACGCAAGUCAAAUCACGCAAAACCGAAAAGAUGAGGGAAAAUAGAUAUCGACCGAUAUGCGUAUUUGUUGACUCGAAAUGGUAUUCACUUGUGCGUCUUUCGUGCUAAAAGUAGAUAAUUGCCUUAUACUCUUCCAAAGUUCUCAGAGAGCGCGGUUGCGCACACUGGGCGAUUCAUUUCGUCUUCUAAGCGACGAGUAGUCUAAUUAGAUAGUACAGUUGUAACCAUUGUUAUCCACAUCUAUGGAAACCACGUGAAUCGAAGCGAUACAUACGUAAGCGAUAUAUGUAUUCGCGCGCAUAAGUCGAGCCAAGUCUUUUUAAACGAUGAAUCUAGGGGAUUGUUGACUCAGAUGUCGUGUAAAACCGAUAAUUCGUUUGUCAAGAUCGUGUAUCUGUAGCUCUCGAUCGACGUGUAACUUGCCUACGUGUGUCAGCGAUGCGGUAUGAUGCGUCUAACUUCGCCUAGUUAUCCGAGACGUGAGGUAUCGAGGUUUGCAACAAAUUGGCCUUCACAGAGCGCCUUGACGAGAAAAUAGUUUACUCGGUGUCCGCGUUCGAUACUUUGUUACGUGCUCGAGAUAUUUCAGAGCCGUCUCAUCUAAGGACUACCUAUCGUUAGAAUAAUUAAGAGACCAGUCAUAAAUAGUAUGAAUAGAUACGAAUAGACGAGAAUUUAAAAGAAAAUAAGUAUAAGUGCGCAACACGUUAGCUUAUUAUAUCGUGCCUGAAUUUAUAUCAAGAUCAGACCUGAAUACGAAGUACACAGAAAUAGCGUUCUACCGCAAUAGAAUUGGAAUAGUAGAAUAUCAAUACCCUGGGACCAUUGUACACUUGUAAUGACUGCUAGCAGUUAAAUGAAAAAAAGAAUCCGAUAUAGGUUGAUAUAGCAGCAUUUAUUAAACUUCGGUGUUUAUAGUUCAGAAAAGGAAUGAAAUAUAUACUGUUGCACUAUACUGUUUCAAUCGAUGAUCAACCGUAGGAACGUGAUCGUUCGUUCGAAUUUAGCAAGUUUUCUAUUGAUACAACAUGUGUAUUACAGGACAUUUUCUAUUGUUUCGGAAAUUGAGUAAAGGUAACCGUGAUAAAUUUGAAAAUAGUUGUAAUGUAAAAUUCUACGAAACAAUAAAGAAACUCGUUAGUAAGUU